AUGCCGCCGCCGCUGUUUGACGACGCUGAACGACGUCGAGCAAACACCAGCGUCCAAGGGGGAUGUGAGGAUGCCCGUCAUCCUCUGGAACACUCUCCCGCGACGACAGCAUCUGCCGCGUUUACUUCGUAUUUCUGGCGAAAUGACCAGUGGGCUGCGGGUGUCCACCGACGGCGGCUUUUACACCCGCCUCUAGCCCCUCGACGUGAUGUUGUUGCUCAAGCUACAGCUGCUUUUGCGCCUGCGGCCCUUCCUCCAGAGACAAGUACACUCAAAGACGUCGAGCUAGAGACGAACUAUCCACCUUCGCCUUCUGUCGUGCCAUACCGACCAAUCCCUCGUCUCACUCUCCCUCGUCUCAUCACAUGUUAUUCUCAACUCUCAAAAGACCGAUUAACGGUACUCAUAGUCCUCACCGCCAUGUCCUCCGUCGCUCUCUCCCCACUCCCAACGACCGUCCCCGUCCUACUUGCAACAGCACUCGGAACAGCACUCUGCUCCGCCUCCGCUAACACACUCAACCAAAUUCAGGAAGUACCCUUUGACGCUCAGAUGACUCGAACGCGAAAUCGACCACUUGUAAGAAGGGCGAUGUCGACCUUGCAUGCAACAGCUUUUGCGUUUGUGACGGGUGUAGCUGGUCCGAGUUUGUUAUGGGUUUGUGUGAACCCUACGACGGCAUUGCUUGGUGUGGCUAACAUCGCGCUGUACGCGGGUGCGUAUACGUACCUCAAACGACGGAGUAUAUCGAAUACGUGGGUUGGUGCUGUCGUUGGUGGUAUUCCGCCUGUUAUGGGUUGGACGGCAUGUGGAGGGCACCUACUUCCUUCAGUGGAUUAUCCUAUCCAUAUGUUCUUGCCAUUUACUUCUGCGGCCGCGUCGCUCCCUCCUGCGUUAGCGGAUAACCCACUCGCACCGAUCGCGCUGUUCAUGUUCCUCUACAGCUGGCAAUUCCCGCACUUCAACUCACUCUCGUACUUUGUUCGCGAAUCGUACGCCCGAGCGGGGUACCGUAUGCUCAGCGUUAUCUCACCUGUGCGGAACGCAGCUGUUGCGCUACGACAUGCGCUUCUGCUCGUACCGAUUUGCAGCGUACUCUUCCCGUUGAGUGGACUUGUUGGAUGGGGAUUUGCGCUGACAAGUCUUGUGCCUAACGUCAUUUGCGUUCGACAUGCGUAUGCAUUUUGGCGUGUAGGUGGGAAUAGCGAGAAGGCGGCAAGGAAGUUGUUUUAUACGUGUUUGUGGUACUUGCCUGUUGUUAUGGCUCUUAUGAUGGUACAUAAGAAUGGGCUUGAUUGGACGGGGUGGUUGAAGAAGGAGGAUUCCGACGAGAAAAAAGAGGAGUCCAGUAGGGAAAUGUAA
Messenger RNA from Fomitiporia mediterranea MF3/22, 1362 nucleotides. RefSeq names its product protoheme IX farnesyltransferase. Gene Ontology annotation, molecular function: protoheme IX farnesyltransferase activity. Bases 1 to 1362 code for a protein of 453 amino acids. Gene Ontology annotation, biological process: heme biosynthetic process. The record is from RefSeq and is a predicted model, not a curated record. Gene Ontology annotation, cellular component: membrane; mitochondrion. The transcript has 3 exons. NCBI's taxonomy places the organism in Eukaryota, Fungi, Basidiomycota, Agaricomycetes, Hymenochaetales, Hymenochaetaceae.